Octopus sinensis (East Asian common octopus) is the source of this 2202-nucleotide messenger RNA. RefSeq names its product endophilin-B1. Gene Ontology annotation, biological process: membrane organization. Gene Ontology annotation, molecular function: protein binding. Gene Ontology annotation, cellular component: membrane; cytoplasm. The transcript is spliced from 12 exons. Bases 51 to 1244 code for a protein of 397 amino acids. Lineage: Eukaryota; Metazoa; Mollusca; Cephalopoda; Octopoda; Octopodidae. The record is from RefSeq and is a predicted model, not a curated record.
CUGCGGUAAUAACCGGAACUGGUUGUCAAUUGUAUAAAACUGAUGCGAUUAUGGAUUUUGAUUCAGUUAACGCCAAGAUGAAGAAGUUUGCAUUGUCAGCUGCUACUGCUCUGAACAGGGCUGUGCAGUACACUGAAGAAAAGCUUGGUCAGGCGGAAAAGACUGAAUUAGAUGCUCAUUUUGAGAAUUUACUUCAACGGUCUGAGAAAACAAGACAAUGGACAGAAAAACUGCUUCGUUCCUCAGAGACUUUACUUCAACCAAAUCCCAAUAUCCGUAUGGAAGACUUUUUGUAUGAGAAAGUUGAUAAAAAGAAGAGAGACAGGUAUACAAAUGCUGAACAGUUGGGUCAAGUAAUGAUCGACUCUGGGAACGACUAUGGUCCAGGAACUGCUUAUGGAAAUUCAUUAAUUAAAUGUGGCCAAACACAUAUGCAAAUUGGAAAUGCUGAAAAGGAAUUUGUACAAACUGCCUGCAAUAAUUUUCUUUCUCCAUUGAAAAAUUUCCUUGAAGGCGACAUGAGAACAAUUACAAAAGAAAAGAAAGUUUUGGAAACCAAGCGUUUGGAUCUUGAUGCUUGCAAGAGCCGUGUAAGGAAGGCUAAAAGCCAAGCUGGCAGUCAGCAGCCUGACCCUUACAUGAACCCUGUUUUGGUGGAGGAUGAUGCUGUUGCUAAAGCAGAAGCUGAUUUGAGAGUAGCUCAAUCUGAAUUUGAUCGCCAGGUUGAAAUUACCAAGCUGUUACUAGAGGGAAUUAGCAGUACACAUGAAUCUGGAAGUAAAGUUCAGGCCCAUCAUCUGCGCUGCAUAAAUGACUUCAUUGAGUCUGAGAUGAAUUAUUAUGCUCAGUGUCAUCAAUAUAUGCUAGACCUACGCAAGCAGUUGGGCGGCUUGUCAUCAUUUAUCAGUUGUGCACCACGUAGUAUAUUUGCUCCAUCAGCCACAGAACUGGGGAACAAUUCCAAUGCUGGUGCACAGCCCCAACUAGCUAGUCUCAGCACAUUUUACCCCAAUCCAUCAGCCCCUCCAGCUAUUGAGGUGACAGCGCCAUCUCCCAAUGUUGAAAAAAAAUAUGCCAGAGUCCUUUAUGAUUAUGCAGCAGCAGAUUUAACAGAAAUCUCUUUAACAGCUGAUGAGCUCAUAACUGUUCAUAGCCUUCCUAGUUUGGGAGAUGAUUAUGUGAUGGCUGAGAAAGGCCACAAUCGUGGCAAAGUUCCUGUUAAUUAUUUGCAAAUCCUAAAUUAAUUUUUUUUUAAUUACUGUUAGUCUCUUUCUCUCUCUUCUGAAAUCCAAUGGUCAAACAAUGGCUUCAAAGACAUUUUGUAAUUUCUAUUGGGGAUCAAUAUGCAAUACUAUCUGCCUCCUUUUUUUCUUUUUUUUUUUUUAACCCUUUUGUUUAAUUCCAUGGCUGUUAUGCUAGUAUUUUUCUUCAACAUAAAAUUGUUUUGUUAUAUUUUGGUGCUUUAACUCCAUGCUCACUGUCUAAUAAUAGUGUAUUUCUCAGUCAUCCCAUCUAAGUAGAUUUUCAACAAAUGCUAUCAGGAGAGAUUUCACUUUUGUAUUUCUCCUCCUCCUCAGCAAAUAUGGACUUCAACAAUUGGACAUAUAAUAUUUCAACUAACUUUGGGCAUUGUUGCCUUUUUGGGGAAUUUUUUUUUUUUUUUGGCUACUAUAGAUUUUUUUUUUUUCCUGGUAUCAUUCAUUGUUAUUAAAUUUAGCUUGUGAAAAAUUAAAUUUGGUCGAUUCUUGAAGAAUGUCAGUUUAAAAUUUUAACGAAAUGAGCAUUUGAUUUAAAACUCCAUCUUGCUCGCUCUCUCUAUAUACAUAUAUAUAUAUGUAUAUGCUUUUUUUUUCAAAGUUCUUAGCACAAAAAAAAAAAUUAAAGAGUGAAAUUAGACUUUAUGGAGAAAAAAAAUUAUCUUCAUCCAUUACAAAUGUCUUUUCUCAUAUAUAUUGACUUGAUUCAAGCAAUAAAAAUGUUACUCAGAAAUUUUAAAGCAAUAAGGAUUGUUAUUUCAAUUUAUUCAUAGAUAUCUACAUUAUGCAUAGAUUUUACAUAUACACACAGAUACACAUUUAUAUGCAAUAAUUCUAUCUUCUUAGACUUACAGAUUUAGACAUGUAAUAGCCAAGUAAACAAAAAAAAAAAAGAAAAAAUAUUGUUAGCCAUUGUAAAAGUUUCUUUUUAUAGACUUCAUCUGAA